Penicillium chermesinum is the source of this 1215-nucleotide messenger RNA. RefSeq lists its product as uncharacterized. NCBI's taxonomy places the organism in Eukaryota, Fungi, Ascomycota, Eurotiomycetes, Eurotiales, Aspergillaceae. The record is from RefSeq and is a predicted model, not a curated record. The transcript has a single exon. Bases 1 to 1215 code for a protein of 404 amino acids.
AUGGGCAUCUGUGAGGAUAUUGGAAUGGAAGUGGUGAUGGAUGAUGUUCGGAAUGUGCCGGAGCGUGCAGGAGUCCAUAUCAUACAACUUUGUCGGAUUACCCUAGAGCAAUGCAUUAAGGUGGUCUUCCAAGGACGGUACCAACUGCCUCCAGCAGGACACAAGUUGUCAGAUGAACACGUCUAUAUGGUUACCAAGAUGCUUUCCGCGAAGGCACGUUGCGCGCGAAAAUGGACCGAGGACUUUAAUACGACAGGCGAUAUCAAGGCGGAGCGUGUACCUCUUGAUCCGAGCCCAUUGUUCUAUGCCUUCGGUGUGCCGUGCCGUGCACUUUACCGCGGAUAUUACAUUUUGGGCGGCUUUCAGGCCCUUAGGUCCUACGGAACAUUAGCGAACGUUAAAAAUAAUGCGACCAUCAAGACGGCCCAGAAAGACUGGCUGAUAGGCCCAGUCCUUGCGUCAAUGGACUUCGUUAAUACCCAAAGGAAUCUGAUUCGUAUCUAUCAUGACGGAAAAGCCCAAGAAGUCACCACAAGGCUCAAUAUCCGAGGCGAAUUCUACGAGACGGACAAGUUACUUCCUAGCGAGCGGGACACUCAGGCUUGCAAGGCGCGAGUCGACAGAGUUACCACGAGGAUUUUCGACCUCUGCUUGUUACCCGACAAAGGCAAGCCGGCUUUCAAGCGCUUGAUCGAUCAGCCCACAUUCCACACAAAAGUCUCCGCAACUCGCCAAGGCCAACCCGACACCAAGCUCCUCAAGGAGCUUAACCCUGCAUUAAGAAAUCUGAUUGAUGAACUCGAAGUAGCCCGGGCUACCACGCCAGCGGGAGACUACAAGACCCAAUUCCCUACCCUAGCCAAAAACCUUGAUAUCGCAGCGAAUAUCCGAAUGGAUAUGCUGGCCGUGGACGGACGCUAUGAUGACGCUCUCGCGGCGUGGAAGAACAUCCAGGAUAAGCUCCAUACGCUGGCAGCCAUCGCCAAACCAGUACAUGACAAUCUGGUCAUGCUGGCAAAUCUUAAGGCGAAAUACGGAAGCCCCGCAGAGAUAGAUCAGAGCUUAUACAAGCCUGACUACCUCAACAAGACGAAGGGAAUAGACCGGCAAGGCGAAACCCUUGGCUGUGAAUGCUACCCCGGCGAGCCUCAUAGCUCGUUCAAGGGCUCAGCCUCCGCCAAUAGGGUUACUAAGCCCCGUAGCAGGCAGCAGUGA